CUGGAGAUGGCAGAGGAGUUCUUAAUGCACAGGUGCAUUACCACUCUUCUGGACAACCAGGGUGAGAAGGCACUCGAGUGCCUGUGCUGUCUGCUGUCCACCAUCGGCAGGAACCUGGACUGCGAUAAAAACAAGUGCCAUAUCGAUAAGUACUUGCGUAAAAUGGAGCAGAUCCUGAAGGAGGGAAAGACCUCAUCCAGAAUCCGUUUCAUGCUGCAAGAUAUAAUGGACCUGCGACAGAAUAAAUGGGCCCCUAAGAACAAUAACCAGGGGCCCAAAACCAUCAGCCAGGUCCACAGUGAUGCCCAGCUGGAGACCCAGCAGGAGAGGUCCAAGGUGGAGCAGCAGCUCCGAGCCAAGGCGAACAACUGGGACCCCAGGUGCCGUGCUGGAGAACAGCAAUGGAGCCAUGGGGAACGCCAGGACCGCGGUAGAGGGGAACGCUGGAACCGUGGGGAACACCAAGGCCACGGUAGAGAACAGCAAUGGAACCGCGGAGAACGCCGGGACUGUGGAGGAGAGGAACGCUGGGGUCGUGUGGAACGGCAGGACCGUAGAGGCGAGGAACGCUGGAACCGUGGACAACACCAGUUCUACGGUAGAGAACAUCAGUGGAACCGCGGAGAACGUCUGGACCGUGGAGGAGAGGGACACUGCAACCGUGGGCAACAGCAAUACUACGGUAGAGAACAGCAAUGGAACCGCGGAGAACGCCUGGACCGUGGAGGAGAGGGACACUGCAACCGUGGGCAACAGCAAUACUACGGUAGAGAACAGCAGUGGAACCGCGGAGAACGUCUGGACCGUGGAGGAGAGGGACACUGCAACCGUGGGCAACAGCAAUACUACGGUAGAGAACAGCAGUGGAACCGUGGAGAACGCCGGGAUCGUGGAGGAGAGGAACGCUGGGGUCGUGUGGAACGACAGGAGCGUAGAGGAGAGGAACGCUGGGGUCAUGUGGAACGUCAGGAGCGUAGAGGAGAGGAACGCUGGGGUCGUGUGGAACGACAGGACCGUAGAGGAGAGGAACGCUGGGGUCAUGUGGAACGACAGGACCAUAGAGGAGAGGAACGCUGGGGUCGUGUGGAACGACAGGACCGUAGAGGAGAGGAACGCUGGGGUCAUGUGGAACAACAAGACCGUGGAGGAGAGGAACACUGGGGUCGUGGGGCGCCACGCCCUGCUUGGAGCCGCGAUAGCCAACAGCUUGAGACCAAGGCAGUUCAUAGCUAUAGAGGCUGAAAGAGAUGGCAUUGUGGUAUAA
Anguilla anguilla (European eel) is the source of this 1264-nucleotide messenger RNA. RefSeq lists its product as uncharacterized. Bases 302 to 1264 code for a protein of 320 amino acids. NCBI's taxonomy places the organism in Eukaryota, Metazoa, Chordata, Actinopteri, Anguilliformes, Anguillidae. The transcript has 3 exons. The record is from RefSeq and is a predicted model, not a curated record.